This is a messenger RNA of Xyrichtys novacula (pearly razorfish), 22640 nucleotides long. The record is from the annotation of a GenBank genome assembly. NCBI's taxonomy places the organism in Eukaryota, Metazoa, Chordata, Actinopteri, Labriformes, Labridae.
AGCUUUGGGGCUGAGAGGAGCAAGGCUAACUUUCCAUUUGUGGCCUAAGGUGCUGACACUCGAAGUCACAGCUCUGCAUCACGCCUUCACUGUGCCCUCAUUUGUGUUUCUCAGAUAAAGUCGUUAAUUAGCUUUAGCCAUAACCUCAAGGAAUAACAUCCACCCUCUGUCUUUGCCUUCCCUGUGUGUUAGUAUCAGAAUGACAACAACGAUUGUCUUUGCAUGCAAAGGUUUAGUCUCAGGGUUCCAGCGCACAGCAACAUCUACCAAAAUAGAAUCAAACUAAAUUAAGACAGCAAUUUCAUGGCAGGGUUCAUGAUAGUCACAUGAAUAUAACAGGAAAAUAAACCAGGUGUCUAUUUUAAAUUGUAACAAUAAAACAGCUGCACAACAUGUAGGCUACAGGAAGGUGCAGAAUACUGCUUUGAAGGUGUGUCAAAGUUAAAGGGAUGAACGUGAUACAGAGAUGAUAAUCCAGCAUGGAAAGAGGAGUCAGAUAUGAAGGCUAACCACCCAGCAAAAUGUGGUUAAAAAGACAUUGAAAAGAUGUCCAUUUGUCUAAACAACAUCUAGAUUUUGCUGAAAAGUGAAAGGCGAAAAGAUGUAAUUUUCGUGUAAUUGAAAAGACAUGUCUAUCGGGACAUUGCCUCUUACGUUUAACUUUGGUUGAAAAGUCAAAGGUGAAAAGAGUGAUUUUCAGGUUGUUGAAUAGGACUGUUAGAGCCCAAUAUGUGACAAUGACCUGAAAUGUUAUAAAAACAGAUGUAAUAAAACCCAAAAUGUAAUAACUGGUCAAUAAUGUAACAAGAUGCUGAGCCCAAAACACAAUAUCUUUUAGCUCCAAAUGUAGCAACUUGUCACAUUUUGGGUCAAAUCAAACACGACAGCCUUUAUAAAGACAGUAGUGUUUGAUUUAUCUGACAUUAAUUUAUUGUUUAUGUGCAGUAAACUUUGGUUAACUGAUGAAAUAAACAUUUGCAUCACCUCAACAUUGUUACGUCUUUAUAGCCAACUAAUAAAACAAUGAAAAAUGCCAAACAACAUAUUCUUUUAUUUUAAGAUAAUGUUGGUAAUCCUUAAGUAGCAAAGAUAUCUUAUUUUUUUGCUGAUCCCAUCCUCUACAUGGAUGUUGUGUAGGUGUAGAAGAUAAAUAUAUCCUAUUCAAUUUAACAUUUAACUUUUGUGCAAAUUUGUUGCAGAAAAUGUCAAUGAGACAUUUAAUCUGAGUCCAACCAUUGAUGUCAACAGGCAUUAGAAAUUGAAAUGUAGCUAAAAUAAAUCUCUUCUACUGAGUCUGUAAACCUCCUACAGUGCAUUAAAUGUAUCUAAAACCUAUUUUUCUAAAACCUGAUCAGUUAUUAUACGCUUAUCUGUGAAUGGACUGAUUUCAUCCCAAUACAUAUUACUGAGUUUCAACAUCAGAUUUUUUUAUGUAUAUAUAAAAAUAUUGGUUAAAUAUGAGUCAUAGAUUGAAAAACUGACCUUUAUGAAACCCUAUUAGAUAAAGAUGAUUGUAGUUUUUUGUUUUCAGUCUUAAAACCAAAUGAUUCUGAGCAAAGAGAGUGAGUGAGCUGCAGAUUUAGGACCCGAGUGUCUCUGGAAGCAGCAGGGCUGAAUAAGCGCACUGAGGCAGUACAGCCAUUAACCUGGACCUGUUUGAGCACUGACAGAUAUCAGAGACCUGCCUCUAAUGAUGCCAGACAGACACAGCACUUUAAUUAAGAGGUGAAACAGCACCAAAUUGGCUGCCUUGUUAAAGUGAGACCAACACUCACACUAUACCCUGUCUAACAAUCUGCUGCAACUUUGCUGCCUGUUAAAGUCAGACAAUAAAAGUUCAAAUUUUAUAUAGGAUAAGAAUAAUAAAACCAUCAAACCAUCAAAAGGUAAUCAUGCAGCUCCAUGUUUAAAUCAAAGCAGGUCUAUACAGCUGUGAGUGAUUUUACUGCAUUGUGCAACUGAAAGGAGGAGACCCAUCUCAUGCAUCAUACAAAGAACAAAUCAGUCAUAAUUUCAAAGAAAAUGAUUGUUCAAUGGCAUCACGUCUUACUGCGAGUUCCUCCUGUUCAGAAAAGCAAACAAAAGGCACUUUUUGCUUCAGGCUUAUUUCUAUGAAGGGGGUGAAAAAAGGGGACUUGCUGGAUGCAUUUAUCAAAUAUGGCAAUUUGCUUAAUGGACUCUGACAAAGCCAUUGGCGGUCUUUAUUUAGAUGCAGAUGACUUCCUCCACUGGCUUCCUCUGUCACUGGCGGAGCUGCCUGUCAUGGAAAAGGAGGAGAAAGCUCCCUCCUGUUUCUUACAGACUUCAGUCAAUCACUAUCUGAGUCUGUCUGUGGGUGAGACAGACUGCCUGUCUACACUCCCUCUCACCCCUUUUGGCUCCCUCUAUUUUCCCCUCUCUCGGUGUAAAUUCUCCAUUAAUGCAGCCAAGAAGAGAACAAACCAUCUCUCAGUUGGACUCCUCGUUGUGUAUUAAAGCACAGAGCUGCACAUGGUCACGGUUGUCAUGAUACAAAGGAAAAAUUGGGAGUUGGCUGAGAGAAAUCCUAACAGGUCUGAACAGUGUCUGUGUCUAAUAACAUGGAGCUCCAUAUCUCCCAGAAGCAAAGCUGUCAUUCCUAAAAACAGCCUGAUGAAAAAGUGAGAUUAAACAUGCUGUUUCUAAUUCUUUCUUUGUGACAGAAUUUGACAUUACACACCAUGACUUAUAACAAAUAUGCCAGCGAAAAAUUAAGCUAUUUCUGUAUUCAACUGCUGUAUUGCUUACAGGAUAAGUUUUAGGCCUGGAAGAGCUGAUAAGCAUGCAACCAGCAUACUGAAAGCACAUGGCUUUCCGGCUAUUAAAAAAACUUGCAGAGCAGUGCCUGUGUGUGAGUGUGAGUGUGAGUGUGUUAGGAGGGUUGUGAUCUUGUGAAGGGGUGGCUCGAUGUUUAGGCAACAGUGCCCUCUUGGAAAAAUGUGUCAAACUGAGCUGAAGCACAGAUUCUCAUACACAAUUUACAACAUGAGUAUAAAAAUGUAGUUUUUUUUUCAAAUGUGGCAGUCCUAACCAAUGAAAUCUUAUUUUACAGUAUGCUUGGAUGUUGUAUGAAAACCAGUAGGGAUAUGCUUAUAAUGAGGGCUGAAUUGUAGAGGCGGCUUUAUUAGAUUGGGAGGUCCAGACAGUGUCAGCUGACUGAGCAAAUAACUCUGACAAGGGAGAGGAUUCAAGCCAUAAGCCUGAGCUGUGAAGACAGUUCACCACACCCAGGGAGGGUUUCUGUUAUCUGGUUUAUUUAAAAAUAUGAUUAAGUCCACACAUAAUCCAAAUAUAUCAAAAUUAAUAGCGAAAAAUAAGAGUUACAAAUAAAGUCAGGUAUCACAGAUCUGACUGUGAUCAUUCCACAAAUGUGUGAGUUUUUCCAGUGUGUUCUUGUGGCUCAUAUGAGUGUUAGAUGUUUUUCAUUUCAGCUGUAGCCAUGCAGUGUCAAACACAAAAUAAAAAGGUGUCAAAGCAGAAAGAUGGUUUACUUUCUUACUGUAAAAGAAGAGAAGGAAACAAAAGGCCACAACAACCCUCUCAAAUGCCCUGGCUCAGAGACGUCCUUUACUCUCUUCAAUCAGAGAAAAUUAGACUGUCACUAUGGGGGUCCACUGAUAGUUUUCACAGAUGUGGGAAAUGUUACUACGAGUGGCUGGGCAGACUGACUUUUCUUUUGUCCCAGACUAGUGUCACUUCUGCUGUUUUGUUUUAUUAUAUUGUAUCAUUAUUAUUAUUCCUUUUUUUUUCUUUUCUUACUUUCAAUAUGCUGUGCUCUGGGUGCUACAAGAAGUGAACUACAGUUCAUCUUGUAUAUUUUGUCUCUGAGGGAUUGUUUGGAGGUUGUUUGUCUGUGUGUUGUUCUUUGUUUUCUACGGGAUUGUACAGUAUAUUUCAUAUAUAUAUUUUUUACACUGUGAAUGCUGUGUAUAACUGUGCGAUGUCAGUACAAAACUAAAUAAACAAAGUUUGGAAAAAAACAACAACAAAUGACCACAAAAUCAGGGCUGUGAAGUUUUCUUAACCUCUGCUGUAGACGAAUAUCUUUUAUGAAUGUGAAUUUCAAAUGAAAAAUCCGACAGGAAAGCCAAAGUACCCCGUCUCCCCUGUCAGCUCAUCCCCACUGACACCUGAAAAGUCAGCAGAGGCUAACUUUUAAUCAUUUUUCAUGAACAGGAUGCUCGAUAGCAAAGUUUGUGUAGUAACCAUGGCAAUACCCAGGUAAAAGGUGAAGCCAAGCUGUUGUAACACGUGCAGAAUGUGUCUCGGUGUUGUCUUGCUGAAAUCAGCAGGGACAUCCCUGAAAUAGACAGAGCUCUGAUGGCAGCACAUUUUACUCCUAAACCUGUUUGUGCCUUUCAUAGAGCCUUCACAGAUGCGACAGUUAGAAAUGGGCACUAACACGAGAUCCUGACCUUUGACUUGAGAACAGUCUGGAUGGUCCUUUUCCUCUUUACUACAGAGGACACCAUGUCCAUGAUUUCCAAAAACUGUUUGAAAUGUGGAUUUGUCAGACCAAAGAACGGACUUUUUCACUUUGGGUCAGUCCAACAUCAGAUGAGUUCCGGUCCAGAGAAGCCGGUGUUGUUUCUGUCUGUUGUUGAUAUCUGUCUUUGUCUUUGCAUGGUAGAGUUUGAACUUUAAGAUGUAGAGACCUACUGUGUUAACUGACGAUAGUUUUCUGAAGUCCUCCUGAGCGCACUUGGUAAAAUCCUUUACAGACUGAUGUUGGUUUUUAAUACAGUCCCCCUUGAGGGGUCAAAUGGUGGUGUUGGGUCUAACUGCUUACAUGCAGAGAUUUCUCUGAUUCUCUGAAUCUUUUGACAAUAUUUUGGGCUUUAGAUGAUAAAAUCUCUAAAUUUAUGCAGUUUUAUGUUGAGAAACAUUGUUCUUAAACUUCGGAACUAUUUGUUCAUGCAACUGUUGACCGAGUGGUGAACCUCGCUCAAUCUUUGCUUGUGAAGGACUGAGUUUUUCAGGGAUGCUCCUUUUAUACCAAAUUUGGCCCUUACCUGUUUCUAAUGAACCUGUUCACCUAUAGAGUGAUCCAAACAAGUAUGUAUUUAAUUGAAUAUAGGUGAAAAAGGAUUUACAGAUCACUGUAUUCUGUUUUGUUCACCUUUUACAUAAUGUCCUAACGUCACUGGAGUUGGGGUUUGUGCCUCUUAUAAUAGCUGGCCCCCUACAUUGACAAAGAGCCUUCCUGCCAUAACUUGGCAAACAUUUGCCCAUUAUUACACACAAAUUACUCUACAUGAGAAGCGGACACGCAAUACAGGGAGUUCAUAUUUUAAAUGGUAUUGAUGUUGCCCCAAAGUCAGGUUGAAUCUCACAAUGAAUAAGCCUUGAGCAGAGGAGAAAAGAGAUCAAUACUCUGUUAUUAUUUUUGUGAUUAUUUUUGCUAAGUAACAAAAAAGCAUUAAUGUUCUCAAAUUGCAGCUCUGCAAGCCCUAUUAUGUUAAAUCACUGUGUGUUGGGUUAACAUACAUGUAAGCUGGGCAGCUACUAAGUGAAGAGAAGAAAAUUACCUUAUUUAGACCUACUUAAAGACAAAAUCACUUUAUGAGCAAAAUAUGAGUCAUGCACUCUGUCGGUCUCUUUUUUGCUCAGGAAUAGAAGACAAAAGCGAGAGUAACAAGCAAAAACCAUCAACAACAGAACAGCAUUUUCACCAAUUACCACUUAACCUCUUCAAAAAGGCCACAUCUUUCCAUUUAAGUUUUCAGCUUCUAAGUCGAGAAAUAAAUAGAUGUUGUGAAAAACAGUAUUAGUCAAUUUAAAUGAAGUUUUUCUGCUCCAGAUUUCAGCAGAUUUUGCAAACAGAAAUAUGCUGUACCCUGUACUGAUUGUAGAAAAUGGUUUCAAUAAGAUGUAAUCUCCUAAAAAGCAACUUAAGCAUCUAUAAACUUUGACAGAAUUGUCAAAGUGGAUAAGUAAUAAAUCCAUUAGUCAGUCCACAGAGAAAUAAUCAUUUAUUAUUUUGACUAUUACUUAAUUGUGUUAAACAGCAAACAGAAAACGAACAGAUUUUCCGUUUGUCUUUCUUACUAAAUGUGAACACAUCUUCAUCUGCUCUUCAAAGGUUUUUUCCUCUACUUUCAAAAUGACUUUCAUAAUAUAUAGAAAAAAAUCAUCAGAAGAAUUAUUUCAUGUAACCCCUCUUUGGAAAUGACAUUAGUCUUGUGUUUAAAAAACUGUGUGCCUCACAGUGGUGAGAAAAAAAGAUAGAUUGUGAUAUUUAGUUUGUUUGAAUGACUUCUCAUUGGCAAGAUGUGAAGGACCUGCUGGGAUUUCUACAACGUUUGCUUUUCAACAAUUAAACCAAAGCCCUGUGGGCCUCUGCUGUGACAAUAGUGGGAUGAAGCCUCCUCCAAAAAUAAACACAACAAAUUGAGUUUUUCUUUAAUGAGGCUUAAAUAUGACUUCUGUUCUUAAGAUGUGCUAAUGGAGAUUAAUCUUCAGAACUGUCACAGCCUCAAAUCCUCUGUGUCUUUCAUCACUGAGUACAGAUUAACAGCAAUGCACCAGGGAAGAUGAUAAGUGGUUUCUUUGAGUCCAUAUGGGGGCAAGGACUCUAUUUAGGGACCAAGAAAGGAUUUGCAUCACACCAUGGGACCCUUUAACGACAGCUAACUCAAGUGAAAGACCCUCAAAGCCUGUUAAAUAAAUGGCCCGUUGCAAAAACCAGCACCCAGCAUAAUGAUCUUUGCUGAAUUCAAUGAUGGGUCAGCUGUAAAUCACUGUUGGAUUCAUACAUACUUCAUUCAGAGUAUCUCAUUUGAAUGAAACACAGAGUUUUGAGGCCAAAUUACAUAAAAACCUUUUUUUGUUGAGAAAUAAUUGAAGUGGACAGGGUCACAGAGGACUGUAACUACAGGCAAAACCCAAAUGAAUCAGAGAAAAUUUUUAAAUAAUAGGAAAACCAUCUUCUUCUCAGAGUGCUGAAGCUUCUUUAAUAAGGAGAAUAUUCAAUGUCAUGUAAAGAUGAACUCUGAGGGUAUGAAAACUCACCACUAUUUAAACAUUCUGGUUUUAAGCAUGCACAGCCACUUCUUGCGUGAGCCAGGAGCAGUGAUCAAUUGCACUAACACGGUUAUGAACAAGAUAGCAACAUCUUGUCCAAACACUCCUUAAUAAUCUUCUCCUGGAGCAUUCCCCCGGGACAGAACAAUCUCAUUUCAGCAUGCAGGAGCAUAUCUGUUCAGCAUAUUGUCAACUGCAGGCAGACUGCAGGAGUCAUUACUGAUGACAUUUGAUGACACAAAGGCCAAUAUUUGAAUUGGGUACACGGGACAAAGCCUCAAAUCGAUGUUUCUCAUUGACUUGAUUGGACAAAAGCAAUCACUUCCUUGAAUCUCCCUGAUGAAAAGCAGCAGAAAAACACAGGCUGGCGUAUUACGCACUGUAUGAAUGUUAUUUCUGUAGGCAAGCGCUGUGUCAGGACCUUGUCAGAGCCACAAUGAUGGAGAGGAGGUGAUUGUUGUUCCCAUCUGGCUGCAUAAUGAGCUCCGAGCAAGGCAUAGGGUCACUAAUAGAAACAUGUCAUACAGCCCAAAGAGCGCAGUGGGAGUAAAACAAAUUGUGAGGCUGUUUGUGGAGCCAUAAAGGAUCCGGCAAUUUCUUUUUGAGUGUUUCAUAUCAUAAUUGUCUUUCUCAGUCAUUACUACAGUGCACUAUGAUUUGUCCUUUUCCACAAUUACUCUAAUUGUUCAACCUGUUUUUCUAGGUCCUCUCUGUGAGAGAGGGAGGAGGCUGUGGAGCUGAACCAUGAAAGUGCAGCAGUGCAUUGAAAUUCAUGUGGGAAGAGCAAGAAAAAGUGGUCUGAUCUCUGCAGAGGACCUAUUUCACCAUUAAAUAAAAUGUUACAGCGGGAUGGAAACCUUGUCGAGGUGUCACAGAGUAAAAAGUAUAAGAUUUCCAACUCCAAGGCAAAAACAUCGAGGCUCCUGCUGCUUUCUUUUGAGGACUUAAAUGACCUACAAAACUUGCUGUAAAUCUUAUCUUCUUCUGACUGUGAUGUUUGUAUGGAGGACUUCAGUCGGUCAAAAGGGGUUAUAAUUUGUUGUGGCCAUCAGCAGUACAACUUACAAUGUCUUCAGGGUCCUGGGGUUUUCACAAACACACGCGACAAGGAAAUACUCUCAUUCAAGGCUGAGAGGAGACUAGGGUGUAAUUUAGAGCAAAUGUUGCUGAAACUUGAAGUACAAAUAAAAAAGGAAAAGCAGAAAAAGUUCAGUCUUUGUGUGAGAAUAAGCUGAAGAUGUUUUUCCCACUUGAAAGUGUGGCUUUAAGAUGCAGAUUCACAGAGACAUAUUUAGCUUAAAGGGAACUGGAGCGAUUUCUGGUGAAGUUCAGAGGUUUGCAGGUCGUGGUAUGGGGAAUCUAAACUGAUGCACUGUGAAAGUUUGACCUUUUAAUCUUGUGUAUGGAUAAAUACUGAAUCCUAUACUUCUAAAAGUGACCUCUUAUUACAUCUAUUACAUCUACAUCGCCAGUGAAGAGAAAUAAAGAUUCAAAGAACUCAUUCAGGAUAGAUUAUAUUAUGAUUGUUAUCAUAUUAUCAGAUAGAUGUAGACUAUUUGUGUAGGUAAGACACAUUAUGAGACAUAGAGUGAUUCUCUCUUUUAUUUUCAGAAAAUUUAUCUGAUUUUUACCUUAAUCCAUCAAUUUAUUUGUAGAGCUACAAAAUGUCAUAUAAUGUGAAAACUUUCAAAAAAAUUUUUCAUCUUCAAAUAUCUUGUUUUGUCAGAAAAAUCAGUUCUGCAACAAGAAUUUUCUAUUAAAGAAGAAAAAAUUAGCAGAAAAGAGAAUGUUAAUCCAGUAAAUAUUUGGUAUUUUUGGAUUGAGGAAUUCUCCAAGUGGUUGGCCUGAGUUUAUCAAAGUAACAGGGACUGUCAGUCUAAGUUUUCUAACUUAAAUAAACUCAGUGCAGCUCUAGACGAUUAUGAGCUUGAUUUUUAAGAACAUAGACCGAACACAGAGACAAUUCUACUGUUAGCAGAACAUUUACAAUUUAACCUGUCAAAAGUACCUGUCAGUGAUAAAGUACAAACAUAGUGCGCUCAAAACCAGAUUUAAAGAGGAGACUAACAUGGAGCCCAAGGGCCUCAAACCUCUUUCUGUUCACAGGCUGCAUUAUGGGGUGAAAGGUCGUCAUAAUCCACAACGUGCUGCAGUGAGUGGUAUUUUAAUACACAUGGUUCAUGAAGGUUAUGUGUACCCAAUGGUAAGAGCAGCACUCAGACUAUUGAAAUGACAGCCCUGAAAUGUAUUUUCACAAUGAGCCUCUUAUAAUGAGUCGCACAGUUCCAUAUGAACAACUUCCUGCCAGAUCUUCUUUGUGUGUUUUCUGCUUAUGUAACCCGUUUUAAGUGCAGUCAAAAUGGUGAGUCUAUAUCGUUUAAAACUGUUAUGGGUUGCUUGCUUAAGGCAUCUAUUCCCUGCCAGACAAACUAAUCAAACCAUAGCCAUCCUACAGAGUAAUGAGGGUUAAACUCUCAAUGAAAAACCAUGACUUCACUUUGCCCUUCUCGUGUUACAUACAGAAACAAAUGAAUGAAAUUUAGCCUACUACAAAUAAAAACAAGCUAAAAAGAAACUUAAAAUUGGACUUAAAUGCAAGUGGCUAAUUAAAAACACAAUUGAAUAUCAUGAAAUCAGAUGUUCAGUACAUCCAAGUCAGUGUUUAAGAGCUAGGAUAAGUAGAAAGGCAAAUGCACCACAACAAGAUGAAUAAGUUUGAACUAAUAUCUAAUAAUAGUCCUAUGCUGCAUUCAGGUGCUAGUCCCAAUUUCCGACUUUGGUAUUAUCUGAUUGUUCUAUUACGGUUAAAUGCUAACAAAUAGCCUACCAACAUCAGCCACUGCUUUACCAAACUCGUUAUUUAGGUGUUAAUAUUGUACUUUAUGUGACAUCUUUAUUUUCUAGGUUAAGUCUAGACAAGUCUAGGUCACACUGCGUGGACAACAACUCAUGGUAAAACAUGAAAGCUGAGCUACAAAUUAUAUUUGAAUGAUAAAGCGAUAAAAUGAUAAAUUAAAGUUUCUUUAACUUAAAAAAAAGCCGUUUCCCCGGCAUGUUGCUGACAAAUUUGAGCUUCUGGGAUGCUGUCAGGUCUUGAGUAGGUGUUCACCUGCAUUUUUCAACUCGGAAACUCGUUUAUCCGAUGUGUCACCUAAAUGCAGCAUUUCCGGAAGUUGGAAGGCACCGUUGCUAAGCGACAGAGGACCCAAACAAGCGCGAGAAACAUCUCUGUAGUAUGACUGUGAAACGUUAGCGACUCUUCAUUUUGGCGUUUUAUGUCAAUGACUGAACCCCUGCUACACAUUUCGCUUCCUCUCUCGCUCUCUGUCUUCAUAAAUUAAAUUUCAUGAGCUUACCAAAUGGCCGGAAAGAAGAAAGAAGCAAGUCUACAGGUGAGACUCGCGCUGCACGUAAUGACGUCAGUGGUCAGAAGUUUCUCGAUACCUUUGUGAAGGCCUGAUAUUAACUUUAAUGUUAAACUAACUCCGUUUCCAUGUCCAGGUGUCAGUCACAAACCAAGAGCAGUGGGAGGAGAUGUUGGCAACCAAAGGGUUAACAGGUAGACUCUCCAGAAGUAAAACAGUCAUUGUAAAGUCCUGUUAGAGGAGGAGGUCUACAUAUUUAAGACUCGUAGUAAAGGCUGUUUAAUCAGCCUGUGAAUGAACGCUGUCAUUGAGCUGUUAUUUAUUGUAUGCUGCUGCCCCACUGUGUUCAAUGAGAUAAUUGCAUGUAGAUUGAGCGCACUAAUUUACACUCACUUAAACACACUGUUUGCCUGUUUCUGUAGUUGUGGAUGUGUACCAACAGUGGUGUGGUCCGUGCCGAGCUGUGGUUAGUCUCCUGAGGAAAAUAAAGAAUGAACUUGGGGAUGAUCUUCUACAUUUUGCCACAGUAAGGCCGGAAACUUUUAAAUAGCCUAGAUGUCAAAAUCUGUAAAUGAAGAGGCCUAAAGUUGAGUUUAUGCGUUUGUAUGAGCGUUUGUUUGGUUGUUUCAGGCUGAAGCAGACAGCGUCGAUGCUCUAGAGAGGUAUCGAGGGAAAUGUGAGCCCACCUUCCUCUUCUAUGGGGUGAGUGAGGCUGAGAGUGUACAUGUUUUUUUCACAUUUUACCAUCGGUUUUUUUUUUUGUAAAGACCUCAGAGUAAUGUCAUUCUGUAAUUAUCUCUAUUUUCAUCUGUUUAUUUUCUUGGUUUAUGUCUUUUUUCUCUUUUGUCUUGGCUUUAAAAUCCUCAGAGAGGUUCUUAAUGAAGGCAAUAAAACAGGGCUGACCAAAGUCAUAAUCUACCUGAUGAUUAUUUUUUACAGUUUUGCCCAUUAUCUACUGUUCUUCUACUUUUUUAUUCAUGAGAAAUGAGUAUAAUCUUGUACAUAUUUUCUGUUUGCUGACUUUCAGUGGGUUGCUCAACUGCACCUGCUGUUGUCAACAUCUCUUUCUGAGCUUGUUAUGCUGAAACCAAAUUUAAAAAGUUGAAAUGAAAACAGAAUGAAGCUCUUUUUUUUGUUAAAUGCAAAGGGUGGGGAGCUGGUGGCGGUGUUGCGAGGAGCCAAUGCUCCUCUCCUUCAGAGGAUGAUAGUAGAGGAACUGGCCAAGGAGAAGUUAGUCCUUGAGCAAGGUGGAGAGCGCAAAGUGGUGAGCCCUAAAACAUCCACACACUCACCUACACACCCACACAGUGUUGUUAUCCAUUCACACUUGUUUUAAUUUAAGAGCUUGGACAAUAGAGAUUUUUCACAGCACACAUUUUGUCCGGUCACAGUAGAAAUAGCACUGUUAGUACGAAUAACAGUAACAAUGACUGCAUCCUAUUUAAGUGUCCCAGUUAGCCAUGACAAUGUGAGAGUGAGUCAGCAUGCACAUUACCAGAACCCUGAGAAUGAUGGAGCCCAAGUUAUAUUCAGCCAACCUUCAUUACACUGUUUGUACACGUGCUUUUUCUGCUUUUAACAUUUCAAAAUUAAUCCAUGAGACAGAAAAUUAGUCAGCAAAUCUUUUUUUUUUAAAUUACCAUUUAUCAGCUUUUUUGUUUAAUUAAAAAGUUUCAGAACCAAAAAUAAUAAGCCAAAAAAAAAAAACUUAUAAGACACAUUUAUUUUCACUGCUGCACUAAUGCUACACAGCUGUGUCUGCUGGUAUCUUUUGACAGUAAUUUCAAUGUUGAGGAAAACUCAACGACAAUCAUCCGUGUCAUGUCCUGUAACAGCAGCCUCAGAAAUACUCACACCAACAAUUAUUCAUGUUUUUUAGAUUAGAUUACAGGUUUUAAACAGAAUUUAGGUAAAAACUUUUUUGAAAUUACAAUCUCAAACUUGAAAACAAAGAGCAGCAGGUUAGGAUCAAACUUGGACUCCCUGCAUUGGGACUACAACCUCCAUGUAUGGGGCCCGCAUAUAGACUACCAGAUCAGCAGCACUCUGCAUUCAUUAUUUUGGAGCUUUUAUGUUUUGUUCAGCUUUGUUUGUUGUCAAAUCUAUUUGAUCUAUUUGAUUUGGCUGUAAAAUUAACUAUACAAUCAUUGUUUUGACAGUUUUUGUUUUGGAAAUUAGAAAAAAAAAAACUGACUCAACCCACUGACAUACAAUCAGACAAAAAGUGAAAGUGCUACGUUCAUCAGAAAUGAACCAAAAAUUCUGUUUUGUAUGCACAGGCUUCAAUAAUCCAUACAGUUUCACAGUCAGAAGAUAUUAAAGUUAAAAAAAAAACCCAGUAUUUUGAAUAAAAGGUGCAGACGUUCACACCAGGGCAAAACCUUAAGCUUCAUAAAGAGUUUGUUUUCAUCUGUGUGUCCAGGAGCCCAAUAUUUGGUAAUGUCUUGAGCAAAAAUGUGCAAAAAUCUCUAGAAUAAAAUUAUCUACUUCUUUUUUGUGACGGGCAAUUUUCUUUCUUUGUCAACAACAUACACCAACAAAAAACAGGAUGUUUGAGGAUAACAACUGGCAGACAAAUCAAUACUUGGUUAAAAAAAAAAAAAAAUCUCUUUUCACUCUUUGUGUAUUUUGAUGUGUUGUGUCUGCAGGUUAAAGAUGAUGGUCUGCUGGCUGAUGAGAAAGCAGAGGAGGAGACACUUGAGCAGUCAGAAAACAAAGAGAGCAUCAUUGGUAGUGUGAAAACAAUAUAGUCAUUAUUGCCAUUUGUAUGAAUACUUGUUCUUUUGAUACAAUGAUGACUCAUAUUUCUAAACCUGUGUUGCCACAACACUCUAAACCACUUUGUCUGGAUUACUAAACUAACACUUGAGUUUCUCUUUCCUCCUGUAGUUCCUGCCAGUAAAUCCUACACAGUUGCCAUCAUCAAACCAGAUGCUGUUGCUCAUGGCAAGGCAAAUGAGAUCAUUAUGAAGGUACACAAAGACCAACACUGCUCACACUCUGAGACGACAACAUCGUCUCAAGCCUUCCUGCUGAUAUUGUUAAUUAUCUGACAAUGCUCCCCUGGCUAGAUUCAGGACGCUGGCUUUGAGAUCCUCGCCCACGAAGAACGUGCACUGACUGAGGUGGAGGCUCGAGACUUUUAUCGGCACAGAGCAGCAGAGGUAUAUAGAGAAGGAUAGAAUAAAAUCAACAAUGCACAUACAGAUACACUCAUUCAUAUGUACAGUUGCAGUGGUGGAAUUUAAGUCAAACUAGUCCAUGGUUCGGUGAGAGUCCAGGUGGUUUGUCUGGGUAAUUUAAAUUCUAGGUCAGCACCCUGAUGGGAGCAGAGUCACGACCAGGGCGAGAACCAUUUCAAUUAGUUUGCAAUACAUCACACUUCCAUCUGCAUUUCUGCUCAGGGCUUAAAAUAGAUCUGCUGUGUUAGCAGCUUUUGUGUUUUUGCUUAUCACGCUGUUUGUGAUAAGACUAAAUCAUUAGAGAUUCAGAAAAACAAAACAUGAGAAAAGAUGGCCAGGUCUUAAGGAUCGGAAAAUUUGGUCGUAAAUUAUCAUGUUGUUUUUUUUAUUUAUUUUUUUAUUUGAACUCAUUGCCCUUGUUUCAAAAGCAACAGGCAACUAUGACCGUUAAAACUCAAACAUUUGUUAAACUAUCUCAUGUGUAUGCUCUUGUCUCUGUAUGCGCCUGUGUCUAUGUGAUAAUGGUUUAUAGGAGUGCUUUGAGGACUUGGUGCAGUUCAUGUCCAGUGGUCCGUCUCAUAUCCUGGUGGUCUCCCAGGCUGAGGACUCAGCCAAUGUUGUAGCAGCAUGGCGUGAGUUCAUUGGCCCUGCAGAUAUUGAGGAAGCCAGGAGAGAAAAGCCUGGAAGGUAAAUUACUUGUAUACAUAAUGUUUUCAGGAAAUGGUUAAAAUUAGUGAAAUAGUGGCAAAAUGUUCCUUAGAUAUGAUUUGAUGUGAAAAUGGUGAUUGUUUCUGUGUCUUUGUGAAGACAAACGUUUGUUUACAGCACAGACGUUAUUCAUGCACUGUUGAAUUCAACAGUGUUAAAAAUCUCAGGCUUAAGUCCGGAAAAGCGAAUAAACAGCACAUUCUCAUCCGCUCUGUCAGACACACCCAAACAUUAUGCUUCUCUCUGGUCGAGCACCAGCCGAGCAACCAUCUGCUCUCCUCUCCUUUCUCUCUCCUGGCUUCCUGCAGCUUGCGGGCACAAUACGGCACACAGGCACUGUUCAACGCAGUGCACGGUAGUGAGGACAUCGACCAAGCCGGCAGGGAGCUCGCCUUCCUCUUCCCCAACUUUAGGACGGCGUCAGUGAAGGAGCAGGAUGGGGAGGAAGAGCGUGUGGAGAGGACACUGGCUCUUAUCCGGCCUGACGUUGCCAGAGAGAACAGAGGUGGGGUCUGUGCCAAAUGCACAAGAAAACUCAUGUGUGAGCGCAGAUACAGACACAUGGCUGUUUUUUUAUUGAUACUGUGAGACUGUCUCUUGACUCCCCUCACAAAGGUGUUGAAUAACACAGAUGCAGCUAUAGUUUUCUGUCACUGAUUGCACUUUCAAACUAGAGCACACCAACUUCCCAUAUUCAAACUGUCAGGUAUCACUUGUUUUUUUUAGGUUUUUGUUCUAACUAGCUAAAUCUAGUAAUCUUAUUCUGUCCAUCCCAUUUUUAUCUCUUUCUUCUUAUAUCCAUGGUACUGCAGAGGAGGUCCUCGCCAAAAUCCAAGAGUCAGGCUUCACAGUGGCUCUGCAAAGAGAGGUGAUGUUAACAGAGGAGCAGGUCAAACAGUUUUUCUUCCAGUAUGUCGAGGAGGACUCUUUCCCUGCUCUGCUUCAAAACAUGACCAGGUGAUUUCAACAUGCUUUAGAUAUGAAGAAAUUCGAGGUGUACGUUGUUACCACUGAGGUGCAUUAAAUCUGUGUUUAUUGACAGUGGGCCAGUAUUAGCUUUAGCUCUGGCCAGAACGGGGGCUGUCGAACACUGGAAGAACAUCAUGGGUCUUACUGAUGAGCAUGAAGCCAGAGAGGAGAGCACUGAAAGGUGAGUGAUGUAGGAUCUCUUAAUGUACAGAUUGAAUGCACUGAAAGGAAAGGAGCUCUCACUGUUGAAAAGAGCUCUCUUCUGACCUCUCUUUCUCACCUUGUUGGUGUUACAGCUUAUUAAAUACACAAGUGCUUUUAGAGGGGAGAGAGAACUCACUGUUCUGCACAUUGUACAAUCACACAAGGUGAAACGAACUGCUUAGACAAAUUAUAAUUGAAGAGACAUUUUUCGAAAAAUCACCAUAAGAAAGAGAAAUCUUAGAAACAAUCAGAAAUAAUCCAUUAGAUUAAAAUGAAAUUUGACAGUCUGCUUGGAUCUAUAAUCCUGACUUGUGUAUUUCUCAGUUUUGGGACUCGGUUUGCUGUGGAGAAUGACUCCAUCAAUCCACUGCUACAUGGCAGUGCAAGCCUUGAAGAUGCGGAACGAGAGAUCAGCUUCUUCUUCCCCAAACAGCAGACACUGGCAAUGAUCAAACCUGAUGCCAUGGAAGAGCACAAAGGUCGUUUCUGAUCAUUUAAACAUGCACUUACCUUAAUGUACAAUUUUUGAGGUACUGAUUGCCUCAUUAUUUCUGUCCUCUCCAACAGAUAAGAUUUUGGAGGAGAUCCAUGCCAAUGGUUUUGCUGUGGUGCAGCAGAAGGAGUUGGUGCAGUCCAAGGAGGCAGCUGAGGAGUUUUACACAGAGCACAGAGAGAAGCCUUUCUUCAGUCAGCUGGUUGAAUUCAUGUGUAGGUUAGUCUCUCCCUGAACACAGCCAGAGGAGAAGGACAAAGUGACCACAGCAGACCUGUCCUCGUUUUAUUGCCUCUGCAAGUUUAACAGCACUUUUCACAGUAAUUUAAGCAGCUUAGACUUAAGGAAGCCUCAGGCAAGUGGUGAGGACGUCCAUCUCAAUUUUAGUCUUUGUUCCACCACACAUACAUGGAUUUUGGAGUUAUCUUCCGCUCUGAUUAGUCCCUUCACUCGGUUGUUACACAACUGCUUGAACAGAGAAUAGUGCAGUUGGAUACUUAAGCCUGAAAAACGACCUUUACUGUCACUCUUUCAGUAUCAACUCAGAUUUAACCAUUAUUGUUAAUUCCUAUCCAACUGCUGUAAAAAGUUGUCUUGUGCUUCAGUGCCUUUAAAAAAAGUGUGCGUUUCUGAAAGUGGAAAUGUCUGGAUUCUAUCUGGGGUCUUUUUCAUGUGUGAAGAUGCCAUGGAUGAAGAGAUUGACAGACUGGUGGCUGUAGCAUCAGCAGCAAAGCAGCUGUUAUACCAGACACAAUGGUGAAGAGGGAACAGAGCCUGAAAGCAAAGCUCGUGAUUCACAGAGAGACUUAACCUUCCAACCCUCUCCUCUGGUCAUGAGCUUUGAGUUUACAGAUAUAAGCAGCUGGAACAAACUUUCUGCAAAAACCAGCUGAGCUCAGCCAUAGAAAUAGGGUCAGGAGCACAAAAAAACAGAGGGAGCUUAGAGUAGGCCUGUUACUGCUCUGCAUCCAAAGAGGACAUUAAUAAUGGUCCAGGCAUUUGUUUAGGGUGCAACCUAGACUUAUACCUUUAGGAGAGGCCCAUCUGAACUGGGAACACCUCAGAAUCCCUUGAAAGGAGCAUAAAGUGAUGCUGUAUGGAAGAGUCUUGUAUUCACUUAUGAACAAAGAAAGGACACUGUUGGUUUUUUUUUAGUGUUUUUUUUUCUUUGCUGUUUUUUUUUUUUUUUGACUAUUUUUUUCCUCUUUCUGUUUUUCUGACAAUUUUUUUCUUCUGUUUUUUUGUACUAAUAGUUUCAAGAAUCUGUGAGAAUCUCAAACAACCAGAUUAUAUUAACCACCACAGCUGCUCCAAAUCAGCAGAUUUUCCAGCUCCUAGAUAACUUUGACUAUGGGGUCAAUGACAGGUUGCACAGUGGUGUAGUGGUUAGCACUGUUGCCUCACAGCAAGAAGGUCGUGGGUUCGAAUUUGGGUCAGGGCAUUUCUGCGUGGAGUUUGCAUGUUCUCCCUGUGUCUGUUUGGGUUUACUCCAGGUACUCUGGUUUCCUCCCACACCCCAAAAACAUGCAACAGUGGGGUUAGAUGAAGUAGGUGUGAAUGUCAGUGUGGAUGGUUUUUCAUCUCUAUGUCAGCCCUGCGAUGAACUGGCAACUUGCCCAGGGUGUCCCCCGCCUUCACCCGAAGUUGUUGGGAUAGGCUCCAGUCCCCCCCACGACCCCCAACGGGAAAAAGCAGUAGAAAAUGGAUGGGGUCAAUGAGAAUAAAACAUGGUCUUAGUUAAACAUAGGGUAUUAAAAUCCUGAGGUGCCUGCAGAAAGUAGACACAUUUAUGACAAUUCCAUCCAUCUGUCUUAAAGAAAGGAGUAUCGACCAGUGUCUCAAACCCAAAAGAAAGUGAAACUUGAUUGGACUAACAAGCGGGCCGUGUUUGCUUCCAAUAAAUCAAGCAGAGGGGGAUGAAAGUAUCUUUUUUUCAAAUUAUCAUGAUCCCAGAGAAUAGGAAGAACAACUAGUCUGAAUGACAAAACACAAAAAAAUAUUCCAAGAAACAGAAAAGAAAAAAAUGCUAUGAAAAACAGAAAAAAAUGAGUGCGAAGAACAGAACAGAAAAAGAAAUUACUCUGAAAAACAGAGCUUUUUUUUCCCCUUUUUUUUAUGAAUGCAAUACACUUCUGAAGAGCUGGGACCAGGAUGUCUAGGUAAAGUAACACCAUGUCAAGGAGCAGUGGCCUCAAGUCUAAAGUGUAUCAUCUGUUGUGUGUUAUUCAUGUACUUAUAAAUACACCUGACAGUGAUGUCACCAGGUGCUGGACCUCACCUUCACACCACCUGACAAAAUUGUUAAAACAGACAAAAACUACAUCCUAAUGUUAAGCCUGUCUUAUCUGUAUUCUUUUAUUAAACAGAUCUGUUGAAACUAGAUUUACCCUGGAAACCUGAAAAUUACAGAUUUCAGUUUAGCAGAGUCCUUGAAAAUGCCACCUGAAAAGAUUAGAUCAGAGUAUAAUUUAACCUCAGAAAGUUAUAGUAAUUAUUUUCAUUGUUUUUUUUCCCUCUUUUUUCAGUGGGCCUUGUAUGAUGCUCAUCCUGGAUAAGGAAAAUGCAAUAGAGGACUGGCGGGCCAUUAUGGGUCCCACAGACCCUGAUGAGGCCAAGGAGACUUUCCCAAAUUCUCUGAGAGCCCGUUUUGGGUCAGAUGUUCUUCACAACUCAGUCCACGGCAGCUCCACUGAGGAGUAUGCAGAGGAGGAGAUACGGCUUAUCUUCGGGGACAUCAGCUCAGAUGCAGAGCUCGCCGAUGAUGGAGAGACUGACACAACCGUUAUAGGUAAUCAUACGAUGCGUAUGACAGUCGGUUCCAUCUGCUACACCACCUGCUUUUAUAUAAACACCAAUUUUCAGCAUUCAGCUCCAUGUCUGUGCUUGAAAUGAAAGCUGCUGAAAAAUUGAGCUUGAGGGAGAUAACAUUUUCUCUCAGAGUAAGAUCGAGACAAUUCUCCUGAUGAAAACUCAAGUAUGUUAAUGUCUACAUUUCUGGUUCAUACACGUCUGCUAAAGUGCCCAUCCAGCAUGAGUGUUAUUGACUUUUAACUCAAGCAUCACACCGUCUACUUUGCAUAUGUCACUUUGAGUGAGGACACUACUCAUAGGUUUUGCAAGGUAGUGGUUAUCAGUCUCAAGUGAAUAAAGAAAACAUUAACGUCUACAGUACACGAAGCAGGUUAACUUAAUCCUUUAUUAACUAAUUAACAGAGAACCAAAAUGUCCCUCUUUUUAAGUCCUCUGAGUGAAAAUCCACCAGCUCUGGUCUUUGUGAGAUUAGGUUUUAUUUGAGGCAGGUUCAGCCAGACCUCUCUGUGUGCACUGUUUCCAUCAGAGAAUCCAUCUCCUGAAUAGCAACACAGCUAUCACUGCCUUCCAUCCUGGGAAAUAAGGCUAGCUAGCAAACAGACAUGUCUGUUAAUGAUGGCCUGAUUCAGAUAACCUUCCACAAGCAACAGGAGUUAUCUCUUCAGGUUCAGAAAAAUGACGCUACAGAUCUUCAAAAUCUCCUUAACAAUGGCUGUUGCAAAGACAUAGACAGCUCCAAUGGUCUCUUUGUCAGGAGAGGGCGCGUGUUCAUGCGCUCUGCCUCUUUUAGUCUUGUGGCUGGUUCAUUUAUCAACAACUUACCCAAACUACUCCAGGGUUAUAUGCAUUUAAGAGUCAGGUCAAAUCAUCACAUAUUAAAAGUGACUUACCUAGAGUACCCCAGACUGACAAGUGCCAUCCUAGACACUACUUUUAGUUAUAUCAUAGCCUAACUCCUCUUGUUCGGGGGUGGGAGUUCAAACGUCUGAAGAAACAAUAUCACUGUCUUUUCACAAGAAAUGAAUAUCAAAGGGUUUUUAAGAUCAAUAAUAAUAAAAAACUAGAGUUUAUUGUCGCUUUUUUUUCUCUUUACAGGUGAACCACUAAAUUUAAAUAAUGGCAGCCCACAACCAGGAGGAGGUGAUGAUCCAGAGCCUCCAAACUAAAACAAUCUACACACCCUGGGAUUUUUCUUGUAUGGUGUACCCUGUAAAAUAUCGAGGACAUAAAAGCAAUACUUGUCAUCUUAUGGAUCAUGAAAUAAUGAAAAAGUACGUGUUUUAUGUUUAUGUGUUUUGUAUACUGUAUGUUUAGGUGGUGGGUCAAUACUAUCUAGCAUCAUAUUCUCUUCUUGGAAACUAAGGGGUGAAGUUUUAUAGUACUGUGAGUAUUGAGUGGUCAGCUUACAUGUUGCCUUUUCUCUUUACAGCAGUGGUAAAACACACAAUUCUGACCAGGAUCAUAGUCAUGUAAAAGUAACUUAUCAGUAAAAGAGCAUUUUCUAUAUCUGGAGAUCAAUUAGGGGCAUGCUAAAUUCAGUCCAUCAUAGAUUGCCUGCUAUGGAGAGCCAUUUCGAGGUCUGACGACUAAUAUGUGACACUAUGAGUGGCAGUGGGUAAUCCCUCAAGAGAGCGAGAAACACAGAGACUAGUCUUCUACAUGAACAUCACAGAAACAUCACAUUGCAUUAAAUCAGAAACUGCUUUAAUUAACAAUUUUAGGACUGAAGAAAAAACACUGAAACAAACAUUUAAUUAUCUCUCAUAAGUAAAUUUAUAGUUUUAUUAUUGCUCUAUUAAAAAAAUUAAUCAGACAUAUGUUCAGUCAUGAUAGGCUGUAUAAAACAGAGAAAAAAGACAGUUCAGAGUCAUCUGCUAAAAUAGUCUUUAAUGUUCUUCUUGUUGGGGCUUUGUGCGGCCAUGCCUCGAUGCUGACCGCAGCUGUUUUCAGGUGGGGAAUCCUCCCAGUCAUUCGCAGCCUCCAGCAGGAUGUCUUCAUCCAUGUCAUCACCUUCACAGAAAGACCUCUGGAACAUCUCCACAAUACUCUUCUGGUUACGGUCCUGAACGACAUAUUUAAUUACACCUCUUAGAAAGUAUCAUAAUUUCACCUAUUUAUUCUAUGCGUAUCUGUGGACACUUAAAGAAACUGUGAAAAUAGUAUUCCUACCUUGGAGUGAAAGCUGGCGUUGACUGCUUUGUCUGAGAGGUUGGACUCAGACAGGCCCACUUGCUCCAAGACGUUCAUUUUGGCCUGGAUCAUUGGCCUACAUGGUGUGAUAUAAUAGAGUGGGUAAAACUUGCCUAAGUGCGUAUUUUAGAAAAUCAACAUGAACAUAAACCCAAGAGUUUCAUCUUUAGCUGGAUGGCAGAGGGAAAAAUGAUGCAAAUCACAGUGUGAUUAUCAGCAGAAAUAGGUCAUACUGCCCACUGACUGACACAUACCACAGGUGAUCAUCAGCAGUUCCCUUGGCAACCAGGUAGUGAAUGUUCACAUUGCUGGUCUGUCCAAUACGGUGCACUCUGUCCUCUGCUUGAAUAAGAACCUGCGAUGAAAUGUUACAAAAAAAGAGCAAUUAGAUUUUUUCAUGAAAUUACCAGAUGCUCUCUGCAUUCAGCAGCACUGACCCCUCCAAGUCCACUGCUGCUCCAGGAAAAUAUAAGUUAUGAUUCAUGCUUACUCAGCUGCCAUGAUUUGAAAUUAAUGCACCAUUAAAAUUCUUGUUGGAAAUUAAGUCGUGGUUACAGCGACAGGGGUCAGGCUAAGUGCAGGUAGGGCUGAAACGAUUACUCGAGUAACUCGAGUAACUCGAUUAAUAAAAUUCCUCGAGGCAAAUUAUAUGCCUCGAGGAAUCGUUUAAAUCCGGAACCACGGUGUUUGACACGGACGGUUAUUUCUGUUGCGCAGAAGCGUGCUCUUUCCGCUCCUUCCGCUGCCGCGCGUUUGGUUCAAUCAUGGAGGGAAACGAGGACAGACAGAAGCUGUGUCCGAAAUGGCAUACUGCCUGCUAUCUACUUACCUACUCAAGCAGUAGCUAUUGCCUACUGACUACUCAAAGAUGAUUUGAGUAUGCCGCGGCUGCCCGAGCGUUUACACACAUACAUACUAAAUACCCCAGAAUGCAUUUCGUGCCGGCCGGACGCAGCGCCGGGAAAAUUUAAAUAGUCCUACCACAAGCUACAUAGAACGACUGCAUACCGGACAAAUUAUAUAAAUUCAUUCAAUAAUAAUAUUUUUUCUAGCGAGAAAGUAAGUGUUUACAUCACGAUUAUGAGCCCAGUUGUUUGAAAUAGUGGCUGUUUGUAAAUUUGUCUCGGCGUUUUCGGAGACCGAAGCGUCCACUUGGUCGGUGUUUGCGUCUAUUUACCGUAAACACCGGGCAGCAGCAGCUCCCCCUUCACGUUUCCAAAUUAUUGCGAAGUGUUUUCAUAAUCAACAUCUACACGACACAAACCGGGCGGCAGUGGAUGAAAAAAAUCACACAAACAUCCGUGUAUCCAUGGUGAUAAUGCUAUACACCACCUGCUAGGCGUGUGAUGAGCAGCAGAGGGCUGCAAAAUGACCAACACACAACAACAUGUAAAUAAAAAUGUAACACUUUUAUAUAUUGAAUAAAUGUACAUUUGCUUGUCAAAUUAUGUUAGUAUCCAAGAAUUAUAUUAUUUCAGCCUAUUAAUUAAACAAGUAAAAUUAGAUCCAAAGCCUGGAAAUAGUUGUGACUGGUUUAGUGAAAACUGCAAAGAUCAUUACCAUAGCAAUUAAAAGACCAUCUGCAGACCUUGCCUUCAGUAGUUUCAUGUGAACUACAUGGUAAAAUGUAAAACUUUUGGUUCCUGAUUUAUGCAGUAAAAAUAUUCAUUUGAAAGA